GGUAACCCGGAAGCUUCACGCGCUCCGUGUUGCUGUACCGAAAGUCCUUCCUGUUUUAUGAAAUUUGAAGGAAGCAGCAGCAACACGACAGUCGCUGAAUAAAUAUGGAUUCAUCUCAGUGAUCUGUGUGAGGGGGAGGACCUAUGCGCUCUUAUCUUUCUUCUGCCACAUCAGCCUUGUACAUACUGUGGAUCACCAUGGCCCACAUCGCUGGCCAGGAGGACAGGGAGAAAACCACUGCGCUCAAAGACUUGCUGUCGAGAAUAGACUUAGAUGAACUAAUGAAGAAAGAUGAACCUCCUUUCACCUUCCCUAAAUCACUGGAGGACUUUGAAUAUGCCUUCAAUGAAAAUGGCCAGCUCCGGCACAUAAAAACAGGUGAACCCUUUGUGUUUAAUGCUAGAGAAGAUCUGCACCGCUGGAACCAGAAACGUUAUGAAGCUCUUGGAGAGAUCAUCACUCAGUAUGUUUACGAGCUGUUGGAGAAAAAGUGCAACAUGACUAAAGCAUUUCUCCCUGUGGAUGCUACAAAUGAUGAACCCAGAAGUUUUAUCUACCUUAGCCCAGAUGCCUUGACUAACCCAGACAAGCUGCUCGUGCUGAUCCAGGGCAGUGGUGUGGUACGUGCUGGUCAGUGGGCCCGUAGACUCAUCAUUAACCAGGACCUGGACUCAGGAACACAGAUCCCCUUCAUUAUGAAGGCCAUGGAGGAGGGCUAUGGUGUGUUGGUGCUCAACCCCAAUGAGAACUACUUGGAGGUGGAGAAGUCAGCAAAGGCAUCCCCCAAUGACUUUUCUGCUGAACCCUCAGAUGAACCAGCUGAAAAGAGAGAGCGCAAAGAUGAACAGGAAAGCAAAAAGAAAAGGGAAUUUUAUGAGAAAUAUCGCAACCCACAGAAAGAGACUGAGACCGAACGCAUACCUAUACGGGAAAACUCCUCCUCUGAAGAACAUGUGCUCUACGUGUGGGACCAGUUUGUGUUCAAAGCUGCUGCCAAGAACAUCUUCAUUAUCGCCCAUAGCUAUGGAGGCCUGUCUUUUGUUGAGUUGAUGAAUCAAAGGGAAAUGCAGGUGAAGAACAGAGUUUGCGCUGUGGCUCUCACUGACUCUGCGCAUCACAUUUGGCAUCAAGAGACCACCAAAGGGACACAGGACUGGAUGCAGCAGUACUGUUGUAACUGGGUAUCGAGUCCCGAGCCAUUGGACACAGAGCUUGAGCCCAUGCUGCCAGACUGCCCCAGAGUUUCUGCAGGCACUGAGAGGCAUGAGCUGACCUCCUGGAUGAGUUUUGAAUCCAUCUUCAGGUUUUUCAGCGAAGUCCUGAAGGCAAAGGAGGAAGAGGAGCCAGAAGAGAUCUCCAACUCUGUCACCACACGUAGCGGCUCCCUCAAAAAUAAACACCAAGAUUUGUAGAGAGCACUCAGCACUGACUUGGACAAGCAGGAGGUUCUCAAAGAUGAAUCAGAUAUGGGAAUGCAGAAAUGUUGCCCUUUGCUCUAAUUUUAGUUUUUCGCUCCAUCCUUCCCCUGUAACCUCCCCACUCUCCCCUCCAGCACAGCCCCAGCUUUGCCCUCACACAGUCGCCUUGUUGUUUGAGACAAGAGUACGGGGGUCACCACAUAUACUCCACAGUAAGAUUUUGCAUUAUUUCUAGAUGAGUGCCACUGUCAAAGCAGUAUGGACCUGAGUGUUUGCGCUUCCCGUGGGCUGUGGCCCGGCUGCGGGUGCGCGCCGCAGCAGCAGAGAUUAAGGCUGACAGGUGCUGUGCACAAUGUGCCAUGGUGCACCUCUAAUUGUCCUGACAUCAGCCUGAAGUGAGGUAAUGUCCCCCUGUCUUACCGUCUGCGCUGCUCAGUCUCUCUCCCCGUUUGUGUCUUCCUUCAUACCCUGCUCCCAAAGCCUGCACUAAUUACCCUGCAAUUAGUUCAGAUGAUAUAUCCUAAAGUUCACCCUCAUUUGAACACUGCUAACAUUUGUUCGCUUGGGUUUUCUUUAGCAUUUACCUUCUAAAAAUUUUUAAUAUGACAUCUCUGAUGUCUGUUUCUUAAAAGAAGACUUUUUUUUCUCUCUUUUUAGCUUUUAAACUUGACUUUUCUCAGUCUGCCAUGAUUUGUUCAGAGUUACUCCUUUAAUAAGAUUAUUCUUUUUUUUCUCUAUUUUAAACAGAAUUUGUUCCUAUACAGUAAUACCUUCCAUAUAUAUACAUCACCAAUUAGGAAACAAGCAGUUGUUUUUUUUUUUUUUUGCAAACGUUUUUCUUUUUUUUGUUUCCUCAUAUGUUAUCCCUAAAAUUGAUAUCAGUAAAUGAUUGAAAAUGAUGAAACAAACAAAACAAGCAACCUGUUCAGAAUAUGAAGGAAAAAACAAUCAGGACACCGAGCGUAUUUAAAAAUGACUUAAAGCCGUGCGUCAAAAUGGGGUUUGAGUGAUAUCUCAUUUUAACGGGAGCCAGAAGUCAGACCACAACACUCAUAAAAGCCCAAUAUAUCACCUUACACAUGUCAGGAAAUCCUAGACUUCAAUAUUAUUCUGAGCCAGAAUGAUAUUUCCUUAGAAGUUGGAGAAUUGUAACAUAUCUUCUCUUUUUUCUUCCCUUUCCACUCAAGUACUCUUUGUGUAUGCUUAGACCUGUCAAAGUCAGCUUCCUGCUCGGCUCCCAUAAUCUGACUGUGUGACACAAACAUGUUAAAGAUUUUUUCAUAAAGCCGCUGUGUUUUAUAAACCAAUCAAGGCUUAAAGGAAUACUUUUCUAAUGGGUCUUGACAUUAGUAAAACCUCAAACUUGAAACUGAAUCUUUUGAUACCUUAGUCGCAUUCUCAAACAUACACUUCCCUCCUCUUUUUUUUUUUUAUAAGUAUUUCUAAACUUUCCCCACUGUGAAGCCCUGCCUCUCCUGCUCCAUGUGUCUGUGGUUUAAGGCGUUUGUGGAUUAUCUUUCUGCUGUAAUGAGACAAGUGUGCCUGGUGGUUGCGAGCCUAAUUUCCUUUUAAUUUGAUUUAGAUCUCUCCAGGUUUCAGCUAAGAAGUUGGGCUUAUUAUUUGAUAUUUGACGGGUCUCAUUUCAAAAUACCACAACUCGCCUUUGUGCUUUUCAGCUACGAUCAGUUAAUUUCUCACUCUAGAAUUUGUAUAUUGUUGCCUUAGGAGUAAACAAGACUCUCCUUGCUGUUUUUUUUUUUAUAUAUCCAAGAAGCCAUAUAUGAAAGUACUAAAGAUCCAAAGCACAGUCUGCAAAUAAAUUGCUCCUGAAGAUUUUUUUUGUUUUUUUGUUUUUUUGCAAGUAGUUAUUUGUUGUAUUGGUUCUAAUUGUUUUAUCUUAAAACCUCCAAGUGUAAGGCCAAGGCAUGGAUUUCUCUUUGUAUUUGAAUUUAUUUUUUUUUUCCCCACUCUGUGUUGAUUCAUGUUUAUGCAAAACUGUAAAAAAUGGUUUUAACACCUCUGCAGCACAGUUAUCACAUUUCUUUUACAUGAUUUUAUUUUUCUGUGAGAGACCCAUUAAAGCAAAAGGAAAUAAAAUGAACUAUGCAUCAUUA
Girardinichthys multiradiatus is the source of this 3532-nucleotide messenger RNA. It is a transcript of the gene arb2a, whose product is annotated as family with sequence similarity 172 member A. Gene Ontology annotation, molecular function: siRNA binding. NCBI's taxonomy places the organism in Eukaryota, Metazoa, Chordata, Actinopteri, Cyprinodontiformes, Goodeidae. The coding region runs from base 144 to 1412 and encodes 422 amino acids. Gene Ontology annotation, cellular component: nucleus. The transcript has 11 exons. Gene Ontology annotation, biological process: regulatory ncRNA-mediated heterochromatin formation. The record is from RefSeq and is a predicted model, not a curated record.